CUCAAUCAAGAUGGCGUUGGACAGAUGUUGAAAGUUGAAAAAGAAAAAGUUUAGUUUUGUUAUAACGGUCGGUGCUCGGUGGGAAAAUGUAAAUUAAUUUAAGUUUAUUUUAUUAGGAUUGUGGUAUGAAAUAUAUAGUUGGAAAAAGCGUUUUAUCGAAUUUGAGUAGUUAAUAAUUUGUGUAAGAUUAGGCUUUUGUUUGUAUUCUAAGUUGUUACCGUAUAAUAUUUGAUUGGUUGUUGGCCAGAAGCAAACCAACAACCAUGGAUUACAAGGCACUUCCCAGAUUAGAUGUUUUGAAAGUUGACAACUUUACAGAAACUUGUGAUCUACUGUUGAGAAACAAACUUGAAUCGUUGCGUCAGAGGGCUCAAACUAAAAGUGCAAAUGAGACAACCACAUUUGUUAUCGAUGAAAAUGUUGAAGGAUGUGAUUUUGGUGAUACCACCACCCGUCGUCCAAGGAGAACAGCAUCAAAGACCGCCGACUUGAAAAUAAAGAAGAAUUUGCAUAUGCCUGUGAAGCUGCGCCGUCCGUCAGCCGGCGAAUCGCUGUCGGGAACUUUCAAAUGGCCGAAAACAAACCGCACAAAAGUUAUCAAAAAGAAUCCGGAUAGCACGACCACUGCCAUGGCCAGUGCCGUCGAGAAAUCUAUCGGCGCCAUCGAUCAGAUGAACUUGGUGAAAAAGAGGACAGAACAGUUCGAGAAGAUGACCAAGGAGCAACAAGUUGCAUUGACUCCAAGCAGAAGGAACGAAGGAGCGGUGGAGUGUGUGGCGGCCACAUCGUCGCUCGACAAUGUCAACAACAAUGUGCUUGUUGAAAGUGCAACAACAGUUGUGUCGGUCGAGGUAGAGAACAACGUAGUCGAAAGCACGACAACAACCACUACGAAACGCGUAACCCGAACAAAAACAAGAAAUAUGAUCAAACAAACGAUGGCCAAUGAUGAUGCAAGCACCUCUGCGGAAACGGAGGUAUUUGUGAAGCCCAGAGUCGGACGGACAAAAAUAAGGAAGGAUCUUCAUAAGAAGUUGAAUGGAGUGUGCCUUGAUGAUGAAUCCGAACCUGAGCCAAAAGUGGACAGAGAAACGAUGGCACAGAAAGCAAGGGAGAAACAAUUGGCGCGAGAAAAGGCUGAGCAAGAGAGAAAGGCCGAGGAAGCAAGGAAAGUUGAAGAGGCGAGAAAGGCAACUGAAGAGAAAGAAGCCGCCAAGGUAGCUGCCGAACUUGCAGCUAAGAAAGCUGAAGAGGAGGCAGCUCGUCGUGCUGAGGAGGCCAGGAAAGCUGAACUGGAGAAAAAAGAAAAGGAACAAGAAGAGAAGCUGGCGAAAAUCCAAGAAGCGGCUGCCAAAAAGAAAGAACAGGAUAAAUUGAAGAAGUUGGCGUUGGAGAAGAAACGACAGGAGAAGCUGUCGAAGCAGGAGGCUAUCAAGAAGAAGCACGAAGAGCUCAACAAGAAACGCGAGAUGGAUGCAAAGAAGAGAGAAGAAUUGCUGCAGGCCAGCGCUGCUAAGAAGAAGGAGGCCGCUGCCGAAGCCAACUCCAAAGCACAACAUAAAGCAGCAGAUGCUAAGGAAAAUUUGAAACCAAAUCAAACUGCUAAACCUCCAGUUAAGCCGGUGGUGCAUCCGGUGGUGAAUCAGCUGAAGAACACGACGUUCUCGUCAGGCCAGUACAACAUGACGCCGCCGCGCGACGAACGCGAGCCGCAGAAGCCGAAGACGGUGGACGACUAUGGCAUCGACGAGGCGGCCAGCAGCGACAGCAGCGAUGACGAGUCCAAUCCCAAGAAGAUCGUGCCCGUAUGGGCCAAAUCUUCCGAGUUGAAAGAAAUUGUGGAGAUUCAAAGUCAACUGCCCCUGGAAAUGCUGCAGUUUGCGAUGGGCUGUGACACCGAACCCUACAGAACUCUCGGCUACGUCAACAAAAUUAAGCGACCAAGAACCUCCAGUGCAGUCUGGCAUACGCCCAUUAAUCUAAACUAUUAGUUUUAUUAGAAUAUUUUAAUUUUCUUGAUUGGUCGAUAGGUUUUAAAGAUUUAGACUACUUGUAUAAACUUUUAUGGCUUGAACUGAAUUGUUAAUUUGCCAUAUUUCUUGUAUAAACCACUACAAACAAUUAUAUUUUCUAAAAAACGUUUUAUGCACUUGUCGAAACCAUAUUUCUUUCAUUGUAUUCUUCCAUCUAUAAAUAACUAAUAAAUUGAAGUAAAAAUCUUACUAAUUCUUACUCAAUAGGUGAGAAUUUAGAUGUUGAAUAAAUGUUUUCCAUACAACGGUUUUCAUGUUAUCAAGUGAAAAAUGAUUAUUGUUUGAAUUGGUUUUUGUUAAACCAAUCAACGUUGUAACCACUGAUUUGAUUCAACUGAUGUUUUUAGGAUUGAUUCAUCUAUUUCAGUUUCAUUUCACUAUCCAAUUCUAUAUUAUAAUAGAUUAUAGGCCUACAUAUAUAUAUUAUAAUAACUACUUCAUCUCUUUGCUGUUGUAUUAUUGGUGAAUUCUUUGUUUUCAAAAUUUUAGUUCAUUUUCAGAAUGCGAUUCAAAUUAUAUUAAAUUGGGCAUGAACAUUCAGAAUAGAUUAUAGACUGUUUUGAGAUGUUCAUUAUGAAUAUUUUUAUUCUCUUUAAAAAAAUCCAGAAUUGAAGUAUUUUAAUUCGAGUUCAGAUAUUCAAAAUGAGGAGUAAAUAUUAUUCACCAUUGAAGAAACUUCAUCAUUGUCAAAAUCAUGCAGUUGUACUGUUGUUUUUUUUCCAUCGUCAUUUGUUAUUAACUUCAAAUGAGAAAAGAAACCAUAAUCUGGGAAUGCCUUGUACAACUUCUAUAUUUAUGAGUCUUUUAAAACAUGAUCAACACAAAAUAGAAACAAAAAAUAUGUAAGAGAGAUGUAAACGACAAAGCCAAGAGAAAUGAUGAUUAAAAGGCGAAUAUGAUUGCAGAGCUCCUUGUUUUUGUUAUUCAAUAUUGAGUUGAGCUUGCAGUGUGAAUUAUUGCAUUAUCUGAUCUCAGUCAGAAACAGCCAUCUUACUUGUUUUUUAUUUUAUUAUACAUCAAAAACGUUAAUAUUAAUAAUAAUUAUAGUAAUCUUCAAUCAAAAGCGGGAGCGAAUUAAACUCCCUUUGGUGGAAGAUAGACUUUAUAAAUUUAUACUUGUAAAAAUAUAUUAUUGUGGAAUUAGAAAUAAAUUAGAUGAAUAGAACGUGAUAGAUUUUUAUCCCAUCAACUGGAUUUUAAUCAAGGUCCGGUGAAUUAACCAUAAACCAUGGAAAUCCGCAUGUUUGUAAAAUAGCGGGCAAAACUGUAGGCCUAGCUCUGCCAUGAUUGAUGAUGGUCCAACCAUGGUGUCCUGUAGUUUGUUAUUCAUUCUGAAGUGCCAGAACUCCGUCAGGAGUUGAAAAUAAAUUUGUUGUACAUUUAAUUACUUAUCAUUUUAGUUGAGUUUGUUUUUAUCUUGUAAACAUUAAUAAUUUAUAGAGGGUAAUAAAAUAUUAUAAUGUCUA
Messenger RNA from Nilaparvata lugens (brown planthopper), 3499 nucleotides. RefSeq names its product inner centromere protein A. The transcript is spliced from 9 exons. The record is from RefSeq and is a predicted model, not a curated record. Gene Ontology annotation, biological process: mitotic cytokinesis; meiotic spindle midzone assembly; positive regulation of protein serine/threonine kinase activity. Lineage: Eukaryota; Metazoa; Arthropoda; Insecta; Hemiptera; Delphacidae. Gene Ontology annotation, cellular component: kinetochore; meiotic spindle midzone; chromosome passenger complex. The coding region runs from base 264 to 1991 and encodes 575 amino acids. Gene Ontology annotation, molecular function: protein serine/threonine kinase activator activity.